This is a messenger RNA of Calidris pugnax (ruff), 3297 nucleotides long. It is a transcript of the gene LYN, whose product is annotated as LYN proto-oncogene, Src family tyrosine kinase. The record is from RefSeq and is a predicted model, not a curated record. The coding region runs from base 380 to 1921 and encodes 513 amino acids. The transcript has 14 exons. Gene Ontology annotation, biological process: innate immune response; cell surface receptor protein tyrosine kinase signaling pathway; protein phosphorylation. NCBI's taxonomy places the organism in Eukaryota, Metazoa, Chordata, Aves, Charadriiformes, Scolopacidae. Gene Ontology annotation, cellular component: extrinsic component of cytoplasmic side of plasma membrane. Gene Ontology annotation, molecular function: signaling receptor binding; non-membrane spanning protein tyrosine kinase activity; ATP binding.
GGGUGAAGGAAAACUUGCCUUUUAAGCAACUCUCCUGCUGUAUUGCUGGCAUGGCACUUUGUCUUCCUUUUUAUGUCUUGUGAGGUCUUUGCUCUGUCACUGAUUUCCAGCUGCGCUUGCCCCGGCUGCAGGAGGGAUUGCAGCAGCUCUGCAGGCACCAGCGGAGAAGCAUCGGGCCAUAUUGAGGGUUUCUGUGCUGUGCUCCUUGGUGUCGACAUGCCCCGAAUGCUCUGUCCGCACAGAAAGUGAAACUCAAGAAAUUUAGCUUUGGGAAGGUGCUGCAAGCUUUGAAGAACCAACUUCAGCAGAGCCAGCACCAGCAGAAAGGAGAUUUGGCUGGUGGAGUGAACAAGCGGGGAAAAAAGGUGCUUCAGGAAAUAUGGGAUGUAUAAAAUCAAAAAGGAAAGAGAAUCAGCAUGGAGAUGGGCUAGAUUUGAAGAAUCAACCAGUACGUAAAACUGAACGAACUAUUUAUGUGAGGGAUCCAACGUCCAAUAAACAGCAAAGGCCAGCGAACCAGGAAGCACAGCUCUUACCAGGACAGAGGUUUGUCACCGAAGAUACAGAGGAGCACGGAGUCAUUGUGGUGGCUUUGUACCCCUAUGACGGCAUUCACGAAGAUGACCUGUCCUUCAAAAAAGGAGAAAAACUGAAAGUUAUUGAAGAGCUGGGAGAAUGGUGGAGGGCAAAGUCUCUCACCACGAGGAAGGAAGGAUUCAUUCCCAGCAACUACGUAGCAAAAGUAAACACCUUGGAAACAGAAGAAUGGUUCUUCAAAGACAUAACCCGAAAAGAUGCCGAAAGACAACUCCUGGCUCCUGGAAAUAGUCCUGGAUCUUUCCUUAUCAGGGAAAGUGAAACAUUAAAAGGAAGCUAUUCUCUCUCCAUAAGAGACUAUGAUCCACAGCACGGCGACGUUAUUAAGCACUACAAAAUUAGGAGUCUAGACAAUGGAGGAUUUUACAUCUCUCCAAGAAUAACUUUUCCCAACAUCAAUGAUAUGAUCAAACAUUAUCAAAAGCAAUCAGAUGGCUUAUGCAGAAAGUUGGAAAAAGCCUGUAUUAGUCCCAAGCCUCAAAAACCAUGGGAUAAAGACGCAUGGGAAAUUCCACGGGAAUCAAUUAAAUUAGUGAAGAAGCUUGGAGCUGGUCAGUUUGGAGAAGUCUGGAUGGGUUACUAUCACAAUAGUACCAAAGUGGCUGUGAAGACUCUGAAGCCCGGGACGAUGUCUGUGCAAGCCUUCCUGGAGGAAGCCAACCUCAUGAAAACGCUUCAGCACGAUAAGCUCGUGAGGCUUUAUGCUGUCGUGACCAAAGAAGAACCUAUUUAUAUUAUAACGGAAUUCAUGGCUAAAGGAAGCUUGCUGGAUUUUCUGAAGAGUGAUGAAGGAAGUAAAUUGUUGCUCCCAAAGUUAAUCGACUUCUCUGCACAGAUUGCAGAAGGGAUGGCGUACAUCGAAAGGAAAAACUACAUCCAUCGAGACCUGAGAGCAGCCAACGUCCUGGUUUCGGACUUACUGAUGUGCAAAAUUGCUGAUUUUGGGCUAGCCAGAGUCAUCGAAGACAACGAAUACACAGCAAGGGAAGGUGCAAAAUUCCCUAUUAAAUGGACAGCACCGGAGGCAAUAAACUACGGAUCUUUCACUAUUAAAUCUGAUGUGUGGUCAUUUGGGAUUCUCCUGUAUGAAAUCGUUACAUAUGGAAAGAUUCCUUACCCAGGUAUGAGCAACUCAGAUGUGAUGGUUGCUCUUCAGCGCGGGUACCGAAUGCCACGCAUGGAAACAUGCCCAGCCGAGCUUUACGAUAUCAUGAAAACGUGCUGGAAAGACAAAGCAGAAGAGAGGCCAACGUUUGAUUAUCUACAGAGUGUGCUUGAUGACUUCUACACAGCAACAGAAGGGCAGUAUCAACAACAGCCAUAAAACAAAGAACAAUUAUUACAGACUAUUAUUUGGACAGACUGCUCAAAGCAAUUACUUCACAAGUUUGGAUGUCUUAACCGAGUGCGGAAGCUGAAAUGCUGAAGGAAAGAGUAAUUCUGCAAAGAAAUAAUAACGUUUUCAUUCAACUGAAGUUCUCCUUAAAUGCUCUGUUUUGCAUCUGCAGAAACAUCCCAGCCCAAAGAGGCUUUUUGGGGUGGAAAGGGAGAAGGAAGGAAAGAGACCACGCACUGGCACAGCCUGACACAGCCUUCUUAGGACCUAAGUCAUGGCGUACGUUACAAGGAGAACCUUUAUAAAAGGGCAAGAAGAUGCAUGAAGAGCCAUUUCCAAAAGAAAAAGCCAAGAAGGAGACCUUAAAGAUUUAAGACGUGGUGGUAUCUUUUUUUCAAAUACAGCAUAUUGUGAAAAUUAUUUUUCUAUCCUUGUUAUUUCACAGCAGCAGCUGGGGUACUGUCACCUCUUGUAAGACUUUCUAAAGGGUGUGGUGGUUUCCUUUAAGGAAGGGUGAUGUUUGCAGCUCUUUACGCUGAAGAUGAUUCUGGUUUACUGCUGUAUUACUCAAAUUCAAAAUCAUUUCCAAAGCAUUGCACAGCCAUCACAGAUGCAGAAGUGUGAUACAAGCAGCAGGACACCCAGCUCCAUUCCACCUUUGGUUUCCCCCAAGGCCAAAGGCAUCAUCUGAGGUCCACAGGGAAGCACGGGAUUCUGAAGGAAUACUUUCAUCGCAGUCUCCGAGACUGUUACCAGUGAAAAUAUUUUAAUCUUAAUUUUUAAUCCUCUGUGAUUAUUCAAGAAUAUUCUUUAUAUUUUUGCUGCUUUAAUCAACUAACCUCAAAUCUGUUUUAAAGCUAAAACCAGCUCUAGCACUAUCCAAAACAAUUUGUGGAAAUAUGCAGUAGGACAUCAAGUUACAUUGCAGUGACACUAAAAGUCUGUUGCUUAGUAGAGAAAUUAAUUCCUAAAAGUGAAUGCAGUUUGCUAACAUCUACAUAUCGAAACGUUCUAGCAAAUUACUUAUCAAAACAGUUGAACUAGUGCAUUUGCAAUGUAACUACAGCAUAGAUUACUUUUCUUCCCCCCAAAGUGACACUGGUUCUUACACCUGAAAUCUAGUCCACCUUUGCCACCCCUCAGCCCAAUUAUUUAGGCAAAUGGUACUUUGCAGAAGCUUAAACCCCUUUUGAUAAAGCUUCAGUGUGCCUGCAGUUGAAGUUCAGCAGCAUAAAUAUUAAUUGCUUUUCUUCUCGAUUGGCUUCCUUCAGUCAAACUGUGCAGUUUAAGCAGACUCUCAGUUAAAUAUGUAAAUAGUUUCUAUUGUAUGGUGAUUUUUAAUUUUAAUAAACACUUAAUCUGAA